AGAAAAGGUUCCGCCGUGUCGUUCUCCCUUCAUUCUUUUACCCGCGUACGGAAUAUAUAUCUUACCUGAACGGUUCAUCCCGUUAAUCUCCAUUGCAAACACCUCUCUGUCCGUCUCUGUCCCUCUCUCCGUUAAGUAUUAAAUAUUUUCUUUUGUGAAGCAAGAGCAAAAGGGGCCUUCCUUUCUCUACCGUGCUGUCGUGCGCUGUUGUUGUCUGUUGCUGUCUGUUGUGCCUAUCGAUCGCCACUUUGUUCGCGGACGCCGGAGACCCGUCUUCUCUCUCUCGUCACGUUGAAAUCUUGUUUGUUUAUUUUCUCUCGGGUGCGGCUGCUCGCUAGUCCUUCUGGGGGGUGUUAUUGCUGUUCUCUUUCGCCCUCUCCCGCUCUCCCGCUCUCCUCCCUCUCCACCUCUCCCGACACUCCCGCGUUGCGUAGGGCGUUGCGACGAGCAGCUUCUCGGACCGCUUCGAUUACUAUUAAACUGUUUCUGUUACUAUUAUUAUUAUUUGUUUAUUUUAGGGUUUUUUUUUUCAAGCGAACUCGACCGUCAGCCCCUUUUUGUUGUUGUUUCUGUUUCUGUCUUCGACAUCCCUCUCAUUUUAUAAAGCUAAGGAAUACAUACCACCAAAGAAAGGAAAAGAAAAGCAAAGGCCUUCACCAUUUGUACGCAGAGAGGUGCAUAAGCCAACGCCCCCCACACACACACACACACAUCCACGUGUACACAUCCACAUACAUCACGCAGACACACACAUCAGUUUUCUAUCGGGCGUAAAAAAAAAACGUAAAAGAAAGCGGUGUGCACGAAAACGACAGCAAACGUAAAAGGCAGUAACCAAACGAAGCCGGAACUCAAAAAAGUACAUCAACGUCUACACACGCCGUUUAAUAGAAAGUUAAUAAAGAAGGAGAGAAACAAAUAGAUAACACAACAAUUUAUCCUCUUGUGUUUUCGAAUUUCUUUUUUUUCUCUUUCUCAUUUGAAAGUGCAAAGCGAAACGCCGGCACGCAGAUCUUCUGUUGUCGCAGUUACUGCUUGCUUUUUUGUUUUUCCUUCUCUUGAAGUAGCGGAGACAACGCGUUCUCUCUUUCAAACUUCGCAAACAGUAAUCAAGCACCGCAAAAGAUGAAGAAGACAGCGGAUAAGAAAGCCACCAGCAACCGUGGUGCUGCUCCCACUGCCGCCACCGCCGAGCCGGAGAAGGGAUCCGCUGAAAGCGUCACGUGGCACCAAAUCGCUGAUGCCGUGGCGCUCGAGGACGUCGUCGAGAGCCACGAAGAGAAGGAGGCGUGCCUCAAGGUGAUCAACGCCUCUGCCGAUACGGCGAGUGAGAAGACUCCGGAGACCAGCAGCAACAACAAGGCGUCAUCGACGACGACGACGACCACCACCACCACCAGCAACACCGCCGUCAACAAGGGCGUAGAGGUGGCGACGCUGGUGCCGCCCAGCUCACAGGCCGCCUCCGCUCCACGCCCGAUCGCACCCAGGCAAGACAGCCCGUUGGUGCCGAGCAUGGCGACGAGUGCAACGAACAGCGUGGGCAGCCCACCUGUCCUAGCGGGAUUCAACGACAACCUGCAGAGCCCUCCGAACAGCAUCACCUCCGUUCCUCGCAAGACGACGGUGCCGCUCAUGAGCACGCCGCUCACCACGUCCUUUGCGGGGAUGAUGAACGCGUCCGGCACUGGCGGCGCCGGCGUCGGCCAUUGGCAGCAGGCCAACGCCGUGGCGCAGAGCAUCGUGCGAUCGACGAGUGCCGCGCAGGCGCCAGAGUCGUACGCGGCUGCCCUGGAAAGCGCGCACACCGCCGGCCCGUCGCAGCGUUCCACGCGCUCUCCCACGCCGUCGUCGUACGUAUUCGCUCCGCAGUCCCCGGAGGCCGAAGGGGCCGGGAGCAACUCCACGACCGAGAACCCCCAGAACAUCGAUCCCCACAGCGGCGGCAAAAGUGGGGAGAGUAAGCAAGACGCGCUGGAGGUGCUGCAGCGGGCGGUGAACCACGUACGUGCGGCGAUCCACAAUCGCAGCGUCACUCCGCACACCGCGGCGGACGAUGGCGGCGACGGCGACGGCGAGGACGAAAAGACGGGCAACCGCAUCGCCCGUGCGGUGAAGGCGGUCAUGCGGGCUGCCGAGAUGAUCGACGAAGAAGACGUGGAGAGCUUCGAUGAGGAGAGCAACGAGGACGGCGUUGGCGGCGGUGGUGGCGUGGACGACAAGAGCACGGCAUCGACCAUAACACCGCGCAGCUACCGCGCCGCGGACUGGCGCGACGACAACAGCUCCGUGAUCUCACCCAGCACCUUCUUCCACGACUCGGACUCCGUCGAGGUGUGCAGCAACCGCGUCAUGGAGUACAUCAUCGCACGUGGCCACGCCGCACAGACGGACGAGGACAUGGAAUGGCUGUACCGUCACUCCCUGUUGACCUCCCUGCUCGACGACGUGGAUUUAAAGCAGUUGGUGCCGCGCGCGCUGCAUCGCGAGUACACCUCGGGCGAGGUCAUCCUCGACGCCGGCACCCUCGUGCACCACCUCUACAUCGUGGUCUGGGGGAAUGUGGACGUGUUUCGCGUCGACUCCCUCAGCAGCGAACGCAAGGCGAUGGAGGGCGCCUUUCGCGUCUCCUCGCACCAGUCGGCGGCACUGCGCCGCUCCACGCGCGGCCGCACGCCGAACCGCGGCGACAACCUCAGCGGCUACGGGAUUGUGAUGGAUGACAGCGAGCACGCCGACGGCGCCCUCGACAGCCGCUCCUCCUCGGACGUCAUCUACACCCACGUCGGCAACCUUUACCCUGGCCAAAUAUUUGGCAUCGAGGACUGCGUCUUCAACAGCUCCUCGCAGUUCGUCUUCCGCGCCGGCAACGCCACGAAGAAGACGGUGUUGUCGCUGCUGCCCUACCACGACCUGCAGCCCGCCCUCACCCGCAACCCCCGCUUUGCGCAGGGCGUGGGGAUCUGCAUUGCCGGCUCGAUGGACGUCUUCGGCCCCAUCCGCGAGUUCUGCCGCUACGUUUUCUCGCCGACCAGCGCGCAGAACGAGUACCUGCCGCUGUGGUCCAUCCUGGAGAGCUACACCCGCAUCCAGAACGUCAUCCACACCAAGCUGUUCAGCCACACCGUCGACACCGGGGCGUGGGGCUACGCGCUGAACCGGCUGCCGAGCAACGUGACGUCAACCUUCUGCUUCGACCUCGUGCACUCGCUGCCGCCUUUUGUAGCAAGCCGCAUGCGAGUCGAGGCACGCGCAGCGGACACGCGCAAGACGGCGGACAGCUCGGCCAGCACGCGCAGCAUGCGCACCGCCAUCACGUACAUUCGCACCAAGGAGCGUCGGCGCUGCACCUGGCACCUGGGGAUGGAAGGCAAGACCUUGGUCCUGCUGCGCGACGGCUUCACGGACCUGCUGGACUUCUUGACGAUGCUCUGCGUCCACAUCAUCGAGAGCAACAAGCUGCGAGGACGGGUGCAGGGCAUGGUCCACCCGCCCGCCAUCGACAUCCUCGACGAGUACCUGCGUCAGCGGGAGCAGGAAGAGAUCGAUGGCAAGUACUUGACGCCGACGGGCGUCUCCCGUGAGGCGGAGAUGGUGCGCGUGCAGAACAUUCUAAAGCGCAUGCCGCUGACAGAGGAGGAGCAGGCGGGCCUGCUGCGCAACUGGGGCCACAACAGCCUCCUGCGCAUCUACGAGAUCAUGAUGCACCGUGAGGAGUACAACGUCCGCGUGGACCCGAGUCUGUCCAUGAAGUUCCAGACGAACCCCUUCCACGAGUGGGCGUUGAACCUGCGCGGGUGCGUGCUGGAGAAACUCGGCCUGGACCGCUUCUCGGCCAUCCCGGACAACUUAUACAUCGACGUCGUCAGCAGCAACACCCACUGCAUCAAAAAUCUGCUCUGCAGCUUCAACCGCAAGUACCGAAAGGAGAUCCUCGACUACGUGCGCCGCAAGGAGGGCAAGCGGCUGGGCAAGCCGGAGGAGUGGCACGACAUCAACGACGCCAUGUACGCCUCGUUGAACGGCUUCCUGCAGAACGAACGGCCCGACCUGCGCGAUGAGUACAACCGCAGCCUGGAAGAAAACGGCAUCACGGUGCUGGAGGACACCGCCAUGACGGGGCUGCAGGUGGACGUGAUCCCGGUGCACCUGCUGAACUUUGACACCAUCGAUGAGACCAUCCGCGAUGCCCUGCACAUGAACUACGACGAGGCGGGGAAGGCAGGGGAGCCGCACGACGCCGCGGGGGCGAGCGGGUCGGCGGUGCCGUCGUGGGCGCAGGUGUGCAAGCCGAUCUGGCGCCCCGGCCCCGACGGGAAGCUCACUCGGGUGAUCGGCUGCAUGAUGCCUGAGGGGGAGGGCGACAUCUCCGUCAGCAACGCCGUGAAGCCGCAGCGCGCGGAUGGGAAGUCGGUGGAGGUGAAGGGCAUGAGCACGCCGGACACCACCUCGCCGGAGGUGUCCCCGACGGGUCAUCACAGCAAGAACGGACGCCUGCAGCGCCACUUCAUCAUCAACAUGGACUUCGCCUUUGGCGCGCAGGCGGAGGGAAUUUGCCGAGUCAUCUUCAGCGCUUUUGGCAAGCGUAUUCGCAGUGUGAGUGUGAUGGGCAAGGCGGGCGGCCUGACCGGCAAGCGUGGUGACAUCCAACUGGCGAGCCACGUCCUGCUGUCGAAGUCGUCGCUCAUCUUGGAGGACAACCAAGACGAGCUGCGCAACUGCCGCAACCAAGAUCUGACGGCGGAGCGGUUGCGGGAGCUGGCGGGUCCGCGGGUGACCGUGUACCACGGCAAGGUGCUCACCGUGACGGGGACGAUGCUGCAGAACGUCCACUUGCUGCGAUACUAUCAGCAGGUGUGGCGCUGCGUGGGCACAGAGAUGGAGGGCUCCUACUUUGCGCGUGUGAUUGAGGAUUUCUAUCGCCAGGGCAUCGCCCACCAGGGGCUGAUCUCGCGUUUUGCGUACUACACAAGCGACCUGCCGUUGGCGCAGAGCGAUGCGGAGACGGAGGCGCGGCUGACACACAAGGCCCCCGCGAGCGCCGCCACGCUGUCCGCUCCGAUGACACCGCAGGAAGGCGUCCCGCCGCUUUACGCCAUUGCGCGCGGUAUUCUAGAGAAGAUCCUCCUGUAA
Molecule: messenger RNA, 5133 nt
Organism: Leptomonas pyrrhocoris
Lineage: Eukaryota; Euglenozoa; Kinetoplastea; Trypanosomatida; Trypanosomatidae
Exons: 1
Coding region: 1126-5133 (1335 amino acids)
Source: RefSeq, a predicted model, not a curated record